Sphaeroforma arctica JP610 is the source of this 655-nucleotide messenger RNA. RefSeq lists its product as hypothetical. Lineage: Eukaryota; Ichthyosporea; Ichthyophonida. The transcript has 4 exons. The coding region runs from base 54 to 635 and encodes 193 amino acids. The record is from RefSeq and is a predicted model, not a curated record.
GUUUGCUGACCAUCUCCUCGUGGUACACUAUCUUCCUAUCGCCCACCUACUUCAUGUCUGUUGUUUGGACUGCCGCUGCUGUGUACAUGGUUUAUGUGUCACAUAACGUUGAGGAGGAUGUGGCACUGGAAGAACGAGCUCAGUUAAGGAGAGAGCGCAGAACCAAACUCGCAAAAAUGCGGUACGACGAAAGGGUGGCCCGGGGCACUGUGUGUGGUCUGGCUGAUGAUGUAGACGUGGCUACCGCUGAAGUACCACACAGCGAUGACCCUGUGAUUGUCGUGCAACCUGCGUCCCCGGGCGUGAUGAGUGCAUCAGAGGCGCAGGCCCUUAUUGUGACUACUGCUGCACAUCCUGGUCGUAAAGAGAGCGAUGUCAUCAGUUUCUCAAGCGUUGAAUCCCCGAGGGCAAACGUGCUGAGCCAGGUCGUACAAGACGCGGCCCAUUUAUCAGGCGAAGCAAAGAAGGAUGCGAUUCAAUCUAGUCUUAGCGAUCAAUCAAGUAGGCUGGCCAGCGCUAUCGUGUACGGCGACACACCAUCGCAUUAUAUCGAGUCUAGUGACGACUCAGAUGGAUCGUACCACUCGGCUGUUGGUGCAGUGAAUACCUCAGACUCGACUUUAACAGGAGAAUAAAAACGAAAUUAAUCAUGAAC